AUGACGGCGAAUCAGCCGGCGGGCGAGGCCCUCGCGACCCACAUCUCCGGCAUGUCCCGCCCGGAGAUGUACGACCUCAUGUCCCAGAUGAAGGCCAUGCUCGACCACGACCAGGAGAGGGUGCGCCGAAUGCUCGUCGAGAACCCCGACGUCACCCGCGCGCUCUUCCGGGCCCAAGUGGUUCUCGGAAUGGUCAAAACACCUAAAGCUGCACAAUCUUCCGACACGCACCAGCCAACAGUUGCUCAGACAACUCCUCCUGCAUCAGUUAAAGCUACAGUACAAGAUCAUGUUAACUUGCCCCAGCCUCCCUUGCCUACCAAUCAACAGAAUUUGCAACCUUCUGGCCAAUUUCCUUCGGGCACUUCUAAUGUGACACCAUCUUUGGACCUUCCACCUGUGCCAGCGAAUCCACCACAAUCAGCACAAUCAAAAGGAUACCCUAUCCAUCAGAUGCAUUCUGCAUCAGCACCGCAGUCAUCUCAGUAUCCAAAUGUUACCAUGCCUCCUCAUGCUCCUCCACAGUAUUCAAAUGUUCCAUCUCAUAUGCCAACAGUGAACAGUCAACCACAGCAACCAUUGCAAAAUCCUGGAAUGUUUAACCAGCAAUUACAGCCACCCCUGCCCCAGUUGCCUAGGCCACCUUCCAUGCAGGCAUAUACACAUCAGAUGCAUCAGCAAAUACCCAGUACAUAUGGUCAGCACAUGUUGCAACAACCAAUGUUUCAUCCAGGUGGGAAUCCACAAAAUUCUUUCUUUACAGGUCAACAACAGCAGCAAUUACCCAACCAGCCACCACCAUUGCCGAAUCAGCCACCACCACAGCUAUACCAGGCUAAUUCACAUGUGAGCUCGCACUACAAUUCCCAAAGUAUGCAAGUCGAUAGAUCAGCUCCAUGGGGGCGUGGCAACCAAGAAGCAUCGUCGGCUGGCUCCCAUUUCCCUGGCCAAUUUCAAGGUCUACCUGGACAGAUGACCCAAGGGAUUGGCGGAAUGCAGACAGGCCGCCCAGAAGCACCUUUGACAGCCGACAUGGAAAAGAUGCUAGUACAGCAAGUCAUGAGCAUGUCGCCGGAGCAGAUCAACGCGCUGCCCCCGGAGCAACGUCAGCAGGUGCUUCAGCUGCGAGACAUGCUGCGUCAAUGA
Messenger RNA from Triticum turgidum subsp. durum (durum wheat), 1146 nucleotides. NCBI's taxonomy places the organism in Eukaryota, Viridiplantae, Streptophyta, Magnoliopsida, Poales, Poaceae. The record is from the annotation of a GenBank genome assembly.